AUUAUGUGGAUUAAUAAUUGAAAAAAUUAAAAAAAGUUGGUUUUAUUUUAUGUACACAAAACGACAUGUAGUUUUGAGAAACAUAAAAUCAGAAUGUGAGGAGCUCAAUCAAUCAACUGGCCACCAAUGGCUUCUCCUGUUGGCUCUUUCUUCAGAUGCCAUUUCUCAACUGUUGAACCCUCCAAUACCAAUACCAAUACCAAUACCAAUACCAAUACUAGUACUACUCCACCCCUUUUGCCUUUGAGAUUACGCUUUCAUAACCCAAAUAAAGAUAAAGAUUCUUCCUUUAUACUUUCUUCUUCUUCUUCUUAUGGCUAUGGUGAUGUUGGUGGUGGUGUUUCCAUUCAAAUGGCCAAAAGAUUAAAGCUUCAACCCAAACCUGAGUUGGGUCUUCUCUCUCUUCUCUUUGUACUAUCAAUGGCUUUUGGGGCAAUUAUAUCACUUGUUGUAGUUUCAAUUCCUACCUUGAAUGCAUUUAGAAGAUUGGCAACUUCAAUUUACCAACUUUCUAAUGUAGUCUCUGAGGAGGUACCAGGAACCUUGAUUUCUCUCAAACUUUCUGGUUUACAAAUCCAUCAAUUGACCCAACAGCUUAGAAAUCUCAGGCAAAAGAUUUCUCCCUCUGAGAAAAAAACCAGCAAGAGCAGCAAGAGUAGAGCCACUUCUUUUGGAAAGAAACAGUAAAAAGCAUCAAAAAAAUAAUCAUCAGAGUUUUAUUACUCACUCAAUUAGUAUAGGAUUGAGUGUAUCUCAGUAUGUACUUACAGAAAUACGAUCUUAUAUGUCUUAAGAAUGAAAUGUGCUCCUUCAUUUAUUUGAAUUAGAAGCAUAUAAAUUAAAAAUUACACAUAUCAGAUUUCUGACUAAAUGUAUAGAAGAAAAUUAGCACAAAAAAUGUCUGAUGCUAAGCCUGAUUCACAGCUUUGAAAUUUUGUUUGUUUGUAUCAGUAUAUAAUUAUUUUGACUGUUGUACUAUUAUUCAUAACUUUGCAUACUUCAUGAGAGCAUCUCCUGCUUCUUUAGCAUUCUCUGGUACUGGCAGGUUAGAUAAAAGGGUUACCCUAGAUGAUGCUACCAAAGAUUUCUUCUCCUUUGUGUUUGAAGGAUCAGUUUUCCAUAGUUUCACUUCCCACACCUGCUCAAAACCCCAAAUUAAAGGUAAUUAUGAUAUGAAUGGUGCUUUUGACCAAUUGGGGGUUGGGGUCACACAACAGAUAGAAAAGGGAUAAGAACAAACCUGAACUGUUUUACCAACAGAGAUGGGAGUGGCUUCAGCCAGAACAAGUUCUCCCAAGUGAGCACUCUUCAAGUGGUUGAUACUGAGUUGAAUUCCAGCUACCCUUUUGUAACCAGAAGCCAUGUGAGCUCCCAUGCUAGCCAGUGAUUCAGCUAUCAAAGCUGACACCCCUCCAUGUAACACCUUGAAUGGCUGCUUUGAAACAUAUGUUAACAAUUAUAUGUAAGAAACUCAAGAAUCCAUACAAAGAAAGAGGAAGACCUGGCAACACUUGAGGGUGAUAGGAAGGAAACCAGAGACUUUAGUUGAAGAGACUUGUUGGAACUCAAAACCAAUGGCCUGAAGAGGAACAUCCAAAUCCUCUGUCUUUAUCUUUGAUGAAGAAGAUCCACUUCCAUCUGGUGGGGGUGGCUGCUGCUCAUCCAUAUGAUUGGAAUUUUGUAGAUAAGGUUAUCCCUUUGUUAUGAUCUUUUAUGGUAUUGGUAGCUAUAGCCUUACCUUAUCAUGGAAAUACAGAACAAAGAAACCUUAUUUUCUUAUUUUAUAUUUUCAAUGAGAAGGGUUGGAAUGGAAGAAGUAGGUUGUGGUAGGUGAGAGAGGAAGGAAGUGAAGAUGAAAGUCUCAUCAUCUAAGUGGCACUGUGUCAACCUCACCAGUCAACUCUCAUUGGCCUCUUUUUUGUUUUUGUUUUGGUGUUUUUCAAUCUCUACACUUUUUGGUAAUUUAAUUUUAUCUCACCUCAUAUAAUUUUGGGUUAAGAAGGUAGGAAGUAUCCACCACAAUUCAUAUCACAUUAAAUUAAAGCAUGUUGCAUUACUCCUUUAUUU
Cannabis sativa is the source of this 2067-nucleotide messenger RNA. RefSeq lists its product as uncharacterized. Bases 127 to 687 code for a protein of 186 amino acids. The transcript has 5 exons. The record is from RefSeq and is a predicted model, not a curated record. NCBI's taxonomy places the organism in Eukaryota, Viridiplantae, Streptophyta, Magnoliopsida, Rosales, Cannabaceae.